Molecule: messenger RNA, 815 nt
Organism: Ruditapes philippinarum (Manila clam)
Lineage: Eukaryota; Metazoa; Mollusca; Bivalvia; Venerida; Veneridae
Exons: 5
Coding region: 138-815 (225 amino acids)
Source: RefSeq, a predicted model, not a curated record
UUUACGGAGCAACCUCCUAAAUCAAAUUGAUUCAAUGUUCAAACCAUAUUUUAAGAUUUUGGUGUCAAUUCGAUGUGAAAACCGAUUUAUUUUAUACAGUUACAUGGUUUAUAGAUGAAACGCCCCUAAACGAGACGAUGGGUCCAAGCAAAGAUAUGGCUGAUCUCACCUUAAAAGAAGAACAACUGACAUCAAGAAACAUUUCUCUAGGAAUUAAUAUAAGAUGUGGAGUAAGCGCUUCUAUUGGUGUAGAUGGUAUGCUUUCCGCUAUAAAAAAGGGUGAAACGUUUUACGCAGGAAUCAAGAUUCGUGAUUCUAAUAUAUAUCUUGAUAAAGAAAGAGAGGCAGUGGUACAAAUGCAAUCGACGGUUCCAAUCGGUUGUCAGUAUUUCAGAAACAAACAAGAAGGUAAAAUAGAUACAAAGGUGUAUUGUACGUUAGGAAUGAACAUUUUCGUAAAUGAUGGUAAACCAUUGCAAUGUGAAAGGGAAUCAGUACUUAACAAGGUACCUGAGGAACAUGGAAAUCAUUUAUGUGCACAAGACAUAAAGAAGACUACUGAAACGUUUGGGAAAAUUGGGUCUCCAUUUGGGAAAAGUGCUUCAAGGGAAAAACAUUGCUGUUUGUUUUUGGGGACUUGGGUCCUGGCUAUACCAUUACGUAUGCCUUCAACCUUAUCCACAAAGAAGUCACUAAAGUCUUGUGCUAGAACGUUUGCAGGUUUACCAGAUGGCAGCAUAAAAACAUGGCAGCAUGUUUUCACCCCUCAAAUGCCGGGUCACUUUGGUAAGGUUUUUCAUAUAUCGACCACAUGA